AAAUAGCAAUGACAGGGGACUUGGCUCCGUGUUAAAUAUCUGCCGAGCUGCCUGAAAGACUCUGAAAUGACAAUAGGGAGAAUGGAGAACGUGGAGGUCUUCACUUCUGAGGGCAAAGGCAGGGGUCUGAAGGCCACUAAGGAGUUCUGGGCUGCGGAUGUCAUCUUCGCCGAGCGGGCUUAUUCCGCAGUGGUUUUUGACAGCCUUGUUAACUUUGUGUGCCAUACCUGCUUCAAGAGGCAGGAGAAGCUUCAUCGCUGUGGACAGUGCAAGUUCGCCCACUAUUGUGACCGCACCUGCCAGAAGGAUGCUUGGCUGAACCACAAGAACGAGUGUUCGGCCAUCAAGAGAUAUGGGAAGGUGCCCAAUGAGAACAUCAGGCUGGCGGCCCGCAUCAUGUGGCGGGUGGAGAGAGAGGGCACUGGGCUCACAGAGGGCUGCCUGGUGGCUGUGGAUGACCUGCAGAACCACGUGGAGCACUUCGGGGAGGAGGAGCAAAAGGAGCUGCGGGUGGACGUGGACACUUUCUUACAGUACUGGCCGCCCCAGAGCCAGCAGUUCAGCAUGCAGUACAUCUCACACAUCUUUGGCGUGAUUAGCUGCAAUGGCUUCACACUCAGUGACCAGAGAGGCCUGCAGGCAGUGGGUGUGGGCAUCUUCCCCAACCUGGGCUUGGUGAACCAUGACUGUUGGCCCAACUGCACCGUUAUAUUUAACAAUGGCAAUCAUGAGGCAGUGAAAUCCAUGUUUCACACCCAGAUGAGAAUUGAGCUCCGGGCCCUGGGCAAGAUCUCAGAAGGAGAGGAGCUGACCGUAUCCUAUAUCGACUUCCUUAACGUCAGUGAGGAGCGCAAGAGGCAGCUGAAGAAGCAGUACUAUUUUGACUGCACGUGUGAGCACUGCCAAAAAAAGCUGAAGGAUGACCUCUUUCUGGGGGUGAAAGAUGACCCGAAGCCCUCUCAGGAAGCGGUAAAGGAAAUGAUACAGUUGUCCAAGGAUACACUGGAAAAAAUUGACAAGGCUCGCUCUGAGGGUUUAUACCAUGAGGUUGUGAAAUUGUGCCGGGAGUGCCUGCAGAAGCAGGAGCCGGUGUUUGCCGACACCAACCUCUACACGCUGCGGAUGCUGAGCACUGUUUCGGAGGUCCUCUCCUACCUCCAGGCCUUUGAGGAGGCCUCGCACUACGCCAGGAGGAUGGUGGAUGGCUAUAUGAAGCUCUACCACCCCAACAAUGCCCAGCUGGGCAUGGCCGUGAUGCGGGCAGGGCUGACCAACUGGCAUGCUGGGAACAUUGAGGUGGGGCACGGGAUGAUCUGCAAAGCCUAUGCCAUUCUCCUGGUGACACAUGGACCCUCCCACCCAAUCACCAAGGACUUAGAGGCCAUGCGGAUGCAGACGGAGAUGGAGCUGCGCAUGUUCCGCCAGAACGAGUUCAUGUACCACAAGAUGCGUGAGGCCGCCCUGAACAACCAGCCCAUGCAGGUCAUGGCAGAGCCCAGCAGUGAGCCAGCCCCGGCUCUGUUCCAUAAGAAGCAAUGAGGACCGGUCUGGUGGGGGAGGGGCACCGUGGCUGGGGACCUGGGGAGACGUUCUGGAGGUGGUAGGUUUCUGGGAAGACCCUUGAUGAGGAAGUCGGGGUCAUGUUCACGCUUGUUGCUGUGGGUGUAUAUUGCUCUGUGUUCCUAAGUUCAUUUUGGUUCAUUUAAACUCAGUUCGAUUCAGUUGAACUCUACCCCAGCCCAGCCUAGCCUCGCCCAAUUUAUCCUGUAAAUAUUUAUUGGGUGGUAGACCCAAGGGAUAAAGAGGCUUCAAAUGUAGCUGGGCAGCCAAAAUGUAAACAAUUAAAGCACAGUAUAAUAAUAAAUGCAAUGGUAAACUAUAUGGGGGGGGGUGCAGUGGAGGGCAUGUGGCUGGUGUGUGUGUGUGUGUGUGUGUGUGUGUGUGCAUGUGUGUGUGCGUGUGAGUGCGCACAUGCAUUCAUUGGGAGGAGUGUCAUGGAGGAGAUGAUAUUUGAGCUGAGAGGGUGGCAGGUGCCAGGAGUCUCAGGUGACUGCGGACCCACCUGUGCAGGUAUCUCAGGGACUGCUGGUCUUACUCAUGGUCUGGAAUACUCAGGUCUUGUCCGACUAGGAUGGAUGAUGUCUAGUUUCCUCAGAUUAGUGUGGGAUUAUAAAGAAGGGGUGAUGUUUGGGCCAUUUGAGUUCUACUCAGAGAACCAAAACCUCUUAGUAAAUAUGAGAAUGAGAUGAAUGUGCAGAAAUAGGUGGGGCUUUGCCCAAACCACUCAAAGCCUCAGUUUAAAGUCUGGAUUCCAAGUAUUAUUCUGAAACUAUUUCUAAAACACACAGAGGGAGUGUCUCCCCCCACCCAUCCUCACUGUCAAGCCUUGAUUCCCUGUGAUGUGGGUGCUACUUGAACAAUAUCUGAGAUUUUAUUGGCCACUGGUCAACCAGGAUUGAAGUCUUAGCAGGGUGAAGCUGAAGGAGAAGCUUGGAAACACACAUACCUGAUGGUCAUGGGUUCAGCAGAAUUGGUUUGGGGAGGUUUUAUUUGGUUACAUGUAGGGCUUAGGCGUCAUCAUAGGCCCCGAGCAAAUUUCUAUUCCUAGUAAGGAAUAAUUAUGAUUUCUCUUGCUUAAUUUCUCUCACUGCCCAUCCCCUGAGGCCUCUGCAAGUCUCACCAGGGGGAAAGUCUAAUCCGGACUCUGCACGCCUAGGUUAGGAUCUCCUUGGGGACGUGACUGACUUGUCAUCAUUUCCUGGGAGGUUGCUGUGGUUUCCACCCAAGAGUUAGGGUCUUGGGAUCAGCCAAAUCUAGUUGUCCCAUUACCUUCUGGGGUCCUAAACUUCUCACCAAUGUUUUGGGGGAAUCCUGGAGCAAAGCUAUCCGUUUGGGGAGUGUCACCAAUCUUCUAUACCACCUGGGGCCACCCUUGACCCCAGAGCUCUAACCAUCUGGAAGCAAUGCCACCAGGCCCCAUAUUUGUCAUCUCUGCCUAAAGUGUUGGUUCCUCUGUUCCUACUUUUUCAUCCUCAAAACCACCCACUGCCUCCCUCUUAACCUUUCCAGUGGCUCUGCAAAUAUGCCAAAAAACUGUCCAAAAGCUCUGUGAAUGUGCUAUGUCUUUGCACAGUAUUCAUGUCUGGCAUUUGGCUCUUCUUCAAGGAUACCCCCUUCUCUAGAAGCUUUCACAGGAAGAUUGGCCAUUCUUCCAAGCCUUCAUACCAACAGACCUACAGAUGGCACCAGCAUUCUUCCAGGGGCCCAACUGCACAUUGAAAUAAUCACUUUUCUGCCUCCUAUAAAACCUGCCCCCCACCCACUACCCUUCUCUGUCACUGUCGUCUGCCAUUCCGCCGGUCAUGCUCCCAUAUUCAUGGUCUUAUUUUCCAUCCCCUCUGCCUCAAAUGUGGUGUCUUCAAUGUCCCCUCACAAAAAUCAUCUAAUCCUCUUGCUUCACAGAUUCUUUAUUUACUCAAUUACAGAUAUCUUUCCAGUUUUUCCAUUAGCACCCUCUCCUGACCAUAGUUUCUCCAUUUUUAUUUUAUUUUAUUUUUAAGUAAACUCUACACGCAGUGUGGGGCUUGAACUCACAACUCUGAGCUCAAGAGUCACAUGCUCUACUGACUGAGCCAUCCAGGCACCUCAAUUUCUCCAUUUUUGAUGUUUAACUUUCUGGUCAUUGCUUCCUACCUUUUCGCCUCUCUUUUUUCUCCACCCCAGAUUACUAUAUGACAUGUAUACUGGAGUGUUUCACCCUGCUACUUUCUUUGCCUCCUUCCAGAUAAGCUUCUGCCCGUUGUCCCUUUCUGCCUGGCAGAGUCUCAACC
Herpailurus yagouaroundi (jaguarundi) is the source of this 3830-nucleotide messenger RNA. RefSeq names its product SET and MYND domain containing 1 (gene SMYD1). The transcript is spliced from 10 exons. The coding region runs from base 67 to 1539 and encodes 490 amino acids. Gene Ontology annotation, cellular component: nucleus. The record is from RefSeq and is a predicted model, not a curated record. NCBI's taxonomy places the organism in Eukaryota, Metazoa, Chordata, Mammalia, Carnivora, Felidae. Gene Ontology annotation, molecular function: protein binding; histone H3K4 methyltransferase activity.